Rhododendron vialii is the source of this 2741-nucleotide messenger RNA. RefSeq names its product serine/threonine-protein kinase BSK7-like. Gene Ontology annotation, biological process: protein phosphorylation; brassinosteroid mediated signaling pathway. Lineage: Eukaryota; Viridiplantae; Streptophyta; Magnoliopsida; Ericales; Ericaceae. Gene Ontology annotation, molecular function: ATP binding; protein binding; protein kinase activity. Bases 818 to 2284 code for a protein of 488 amino acids. The record is from RefSeq and is a predicted model, not a curated record. The transcript has 11 exons.
GGUGUUUAGCACAGUAGCACUCAUAGAUUCAUUACAUUAUUUUCUCAAAAAAGUUCACUAUUUUUUACUUUGUGGGUGUUUGGCACUCAAUAGAUUUACUUUGGUUUUUAAAAAAGUGUUCUUUCGCCAAUCAAUUGUUGCGCAAUUUCAUUAUGGGUCUUUGUGGGUCUGAAGACUGAUACAGUUGGAGAAGCGUAUGUAUAUGUCGGUGGGAGUUUGGAAAACGGAGUUGUAGUAGUAAUUGAGUACACCCUGAAGGAUCUUUAUUAUGUCCAUCUGUAUUCUUCUUGUAUAUCCUCCUUUAUUAUCCGAAUCUCAUCACUCUGAACCACCUUUCGUUCCAAUUUGCCAUGAUCUUUGUCCUUCUUCCCCACUUCAUUCAAACCAUUGCCCGACUUCCCAAACAAUUUCUUGUGUACCCAAAAGUGUAAUUACCCGGAACGAAGCCUCAAGCCUCUUGGGUUGUUCAAGGUACGGAAAACCUCAUUUGGGUUUUGCUGUAGCGUGCUGUUAUUGCUUACUUUGUGCUCUGAUUUGACUGGAGACUUCCUUUGAUUGACUUGUCCGAGUCGGAUUCUGAACCGUGUUGACUCGGUAAAAGGAGCGUUGGUGAGGAUUGACUCAGAUUUGUGGUGUUGGAUGAUUUCAGUUUUGAUCUGGUUAUAAUAAGCCCUGUCAAAAGAUAGUAGUUUUGGAGUGCUGCACUUUUUUGUGGGUCUUGAAAAUGGAGCAUAACUAGAUUGGUAUGUGAAGCUGGAUUGCUUGUUUCAGAGCUGCUCUUAAGUUUGUUGUUUUCCUUCGGAAUUCUGGUGCUGGGAUGGGUAGUAAGUGCUCUAAACUCACAUCAUGUUGCUGGGCUUCACAGCAAAAUGGGCCAAUUUAUGAGGCACCUACUAGAGUUGAAAAGGAGGAGAAGAGUGAAGUCGAUGAGUUGCCCGUCUUUUGUGAAUUCACCAUUGAGCAACUUAGAAAUGCUACGUCCGGAUUUGCGGCAGAGAACAUAGUUUCUGAACAUGGGGAAAAGGCUCCUAAUGUUGUUUAUAAAGGGAAGUUGGAUCAAAAGCGGAUCGCUGUCAAACGCUUUAAUAGGUCUGCUUGGCCGGAUGCCCGCCAGUUUUUGGAAGAAGCAAGAUCUGUAGGUCAACUCAGGAACCAUAGAUUAGCAAAUCUACUUGGUUGCUGUUGUGAAGGUAGUGAGAGACUACUUGUUGCCGAAUUUAUGCCCAAUGAGACGCUUGCAAAACACCUAUUCCAUUGGGACACACAGCCUAUGAAGUGGGCAAUGCGCUUGAGAGUAGCUUUAUAUCUUGCACAAGCUCUAGACUACUGUACGGGCAAAGGACGUGCCCUGUAUCAUGAUCUUAAUGCUUACAGAGUAGUCUUUGAUGAUGAGUGUAACCCUAGACUGUCAUGCUUUGGUUUAAUGAAGAACAGUAGAGAUGGAAAAAGUUACAGCACGAACCUUGCAUUCACCCCUCCAGAGUAUCUAAGGACUGGAAGAGUAACUCCAGAAAGUGUAGUUUAUAGCUUCGGCACCCUUUUGCUUGACCUUCUAAGUGGAAAGCACAUACCUCCAAGCCAUGCUCUUGACCUCAUACGGGAUAGGAAUAUUGAGAAGCUAACGGAUUCUUGCUUGGAGGGCCAAUUUUCUAAUGAUGAAGGAACAGAGUUACUACGUUUAGCUUCAAGAUGCUUACAAUAUGAGCCAAGAGAGCGGCCAAAUCCAAAGUCAUUGGCUGCUGCUUUGAUUCCUCUUCAGAAGGAAACUGAGGUUCCUUCUCAUGAAUUGAUGGGAAUUCCACAUAGUGCUGCGUCUUUUCCCCUAUCUGCACUUGGUGAAGCUUGCGUAAGAAAGGAUUUGACUGCCAUACAUGAGAUCUUAAAUAAGAUUGGGUAUAAAGAUGAUGACGGAGCAGCAACUGAGCUUUCAUUCCAGAUGUGGACGCACCAGAUGCAGGACACAUUGAAUUCAAAGAAAAAGGGCGAUGUAGCAUUUCGGCACAAAGACUUCAGAGCAGCUAUUGAAUGCUACACACAGUUUAUUGAUGCUGGAACCAUGGCUUCCCCCACGGUGUUUGCUCGACGUAGCCUGUCCUAUCUCAUGAACAAUAUGCCGCAGGAAGCCCUCGAUGAUGCAGUGCAAGCGCAAGUAAUAUCCCCCGUGUGGCAUAUCACAUCAUAUCUACAAGCUGCUAGUCUUUUUGCUUUGGGAAGGGAGAAUGAGGCACAAAUUGCCCUCAAAGAGGGUUCAAUACUUGAAGAAAAGAGGAACGAAACUUCCUGACAAUGGCAAAGAGGAGGUCCAGUCUAAUCUCUUUUCUUCUGAAUUGCAUCUUUCGUAAAGGUGGCCAUCACACGUCAAACACAAUGCUUCUUGGUUUCAAGCAAAACACAAGCUCCUCAGCCUCGAAAAAACCACAGGUUUUAAGGGACGCAAUAGUCUCUGUCCACUGCACGCGUAACUAGUUGUUUUUGUAUUCGUUUUUUGAAUCAUUCUUUUGCAUCACUACUGGGUUGUUUGGUUUUGUUUGGUCAGUUUAUUUGGGCGGUGGGGAGCAUGCCUCGGUAGCAUGACCACUCUGCCCAAUGGUGACAAUACCUUACCUUUUCCAUUAACCUACGGGAGUUGUUCAGAUACAAUUGACUCAGAUUAUGUUCGUACAGGAAUCAAUUGUGAGUUACAUGCUGAAAUUCGUGUACAGUACACUUUCUUUCUGCUGAUAAUUGAUGAUUUUGGAUCA